GUUUGUUUACCUACUCACAUGUUUCCGAUGUUUCCUGGUGUGCUUAAAAAUGCAAUCAGAUACAGAUGAAUAUUUUAGAAAAGCUUUGAUUGAAGGUUAUAGAGCAAGAAGUGCGUACAAACUUCUACAAAUCGACAAAUCCUUCGACUUGCUUAAAGAUGCAAAAAAUGUAAUAGAUUUGUGUUCAGCACCAGGAAGUUGGUCUCAGGUAAUAUCAAAUAAACUUCACAACAUCCGAAGUAUUACCUCAAAAGACAAAAUUCAACUUGAACCUAAUAUAAAAAUUGCCAGUGUUGAUUUAGCACCAAUAAAACCAAUUCCAGGAGUAACAUCCCUUGUGGGAGACAUUACUGAUGUUAAAACAUGUGAGAAAUUAUCGGAAAUAUUUGGGAAUGAAAAAGUUGAUGUUAUUGUUUGUGAUGGUGCUCAUGAUGUGUCUGGAUUAGUAGAAGCAGAUUUUCAAUUACAUCUUGGUUUAAUCACAGCUUGUAUAUACAUUAUUUUACACACAUUAAAAACAAAUGGGUCUUUUGUAGCCAAAAUCUUUGAUACUUGGGGUUGUCAAAUAUUUUUAAGUCAAUUUAGGGUGCUUUUUAAAGAGGUUUAUGUUGUUAAACCCCAUAGUUCAAGAUCAGAAAGUUAUGAAUGUUUUGUUGUUUGUAAACAAUACACAUCAAUUAAGGACUUUAAUCCAUCACAGUUAACACCAUACCUAGAUGGUUCAUACAGGGAUUUUUCAAAUUUAACUGGAAUAGAUAAAUAUUAUAUUCCAUUUUUUGUUUUGGGACAUGUGGAUAUCAAAAAGUCUGAAUUUGAUGAAUUGUAUAAAACAUAUGGAAGUGAUUUAUAUGAAAAGCAUGAUUUACUUGAGGAAGCCUUUCGUGAAGAUGACUUGGCUGGUUUUAAUGUUGAUGGAAAUAAUGAAAAUUGGGAUGAUCAUCAAAAAUUUUUUAAAAAUAAUUUAUUAAAUAGGAGCAAUGUAAACUUUGGGGUAUCUAGGAGGUUAUUUAUUACUUAUUUAAAGGAGGAUUGCACAAUUGAUUUUUAUCAAUCAAUAAGUUUUGGUGAAAAAUCUUUUAUAGAUAUAGACAAUGUUGAAAAACAACAAUCAAGUUUAAAAGGAUCAAAACAAACUAAAGAUGAAGUUAAAAAAGGUAUUACAUUGAAUACAUCUAAUUUAAAAUUUGAAAAACCGAUUUUGAAACAAGAAUCUGCCAUUAAAAGAGAAGAUAAAACAAGUAAUGUGGAGUCUGAACACAAUGAAUUGAUAGUCAAAAUGUUUAAUGAUCUCAUUUUAAAAGAUGAUGCAAAUGUUGAGAAAAUAAAAACUGGUAUUUCUAAUUUAGAAGCAAUCAUCAACACAAAUGAUGAAGAAGAAUCUAAAUCAAAAAGUGUAAAAGAAGAAAAUGUGGAAUUAGAACAAGAAAAUGUAUGUGAAAAAAAAUGUAAUUUAGACACUGACGAGAUAAACUUAGAAAAAGAUGCAAUAAAUUUGGAAAAACUAAUAUUAAAUUGUCCUGAAAAAUCAGAAAUUGAUAAAGAAAAAUACUUAUUAGAAGUAAUUAAAGAUCAUGAAUUUGUGACUAAAUUAUUUGAUGAAUUUGCUGAAAACAAUGAUAUAAAUGAAACAUUAAGUAGCGACAAUAAUGGUAACCAUCAUCCUUGGUUUAGCAAGAGAAAUCUUGAAGAUGAUAAAGAUUUAUUUGAAGAUUUUAAGUUAGAAACGAUCACAGAGAAUGCUGAUGAAGAAAUUAUGAAAGCAAUUAGAGAAACUAAUGAUGUCCUUCCUAAAGGACAUGAAUUAACAGAUAAAGUAUUAUUAUUGGUUAACCCAAAUGAGGAAGUGUUAAAAUUAGUUGAGAAAAGAAAAAACCUUCUUGAAGAAAUUCAAAAAUAUGUUAACUAAAUAUGUUAAUUCGACUGUUAAUUAUCUUAAUACACAACAUUCAUACAUUUAUGUCA
Onthophagus taurus is the source of this 1962-nucleotide messenger RNA. RefSeq lists its product as uncharacterized. The record is from RefSeq and is a predicted model, not a curated record. Gene Ontology annotation, biological process: cytoplasmic translation; tRNA methylation. Gene Ontology annotation, cellular component: cytoplasm. Lineage: Eukaryota; Metazoa; Arthropoda; Insecta; Coleoptera; Scarabaeidae. Gene Ontology annotation, molecular function: tRNA methyltransferase activity.